Gadus chalcogrammus (walleye pollock) is the source of this 11078-nucleotide messenger RNA. RefSeq names its product collagen, type XII, alpha 1b (gene col12a1b). Lineage: Eukaryota; Metazoa; Chordata; Actinopteri; Gadiformes; Gadidae. Gene Ontology annotation, molecular function: protein binding. The coding region runs from base 267 to 11078 and encodes 3603 amino acids. The transcript is spliced from 73 exons. The record is from RefSeq and is a predicted model, not a curated record.
CAGCUCGCAUCGUGUCGUAAGAGCCGGGCUCAGCCCCCCGUAUUAAGGAGCUCAGUGUGGUUGGUGCGUCCCACUUGCAAGCAGGAUAGCGGACGUCCGGGAGCUCACCCAGCCUGGACCAUCUAAUCCUUCAGUCCUCAACGGGGAGACGGGAUCUGACCAGAGGCUUUACGCUGGGCUAUUCCUUCAUUUGUUUUAAUUCUCAAAGCAAGUUUAAGAAUAUUCACGUUUCAUCUGUAGGUAGAGCGCUCUGAGCCGGCUUGAGGAUGAGGCUCAGGCUGCUUCUGGCGGCUACCGCCGUGCUGGCGGCCCUGCUCGUCCCCGCGCGCUCCCAAGAAACAGUCGACCCCCCGUCGGAAUUGAAGUUUAAGAUUUUAAAUGAGAACACGGUGCAGAUGACGUGGGUGAGCCCAUUCGCUUACAUAGACGGCUACAGGAUCCAGGUCACCUCCGACACAGAGGAACUAGUUAAACAGUUCGAGCUGCCCGCCUCGGCCACUAAGACCUCCAUCACGGAGCUGAUCCCAGACGUGGACUACACCGUCAUCAUCUCCUCGUACGAGGGCGCCCGAGAAAGUCUUCCCCUCACCGGGCGUCUCACAAUUCAGUCGAGUGGAGCCACUGGUGGACCCCCGAGGAAACCCAAGCCCAGCGCCGGCCCCAAAUGCUCAGUGAGCGCCGUGGCCGACGUGGUGUUCGUGGUGGACGGCUCGGGGAGCGUGGGCCAGGAGAACUUCAAACACCUCCGCAGCGUCAUGGCAACGGUGGCCGGGGCGUUCGAGAUUGGCGCCGACAAGACCCGUGUGGCCGUGGUCCAGUACAGCGACGAGGUGGGACCCCAGUUCCCCCUGAGGCAGCACCUGAGCCGCGGGGAGCUCGUCAGGGCCAUCAACUCGAUGCCCUUCAAGGGCGGGAAAGCCAUGACAGGCGCGGCGCUGGACUACGUCCUGGAGCACAGCUUCAGCGAGGCGGGCGGCGCCAGGCCCGGGUUCCCCAAGGUGGCGGUGGUCAUCAGCGCGUCCAAGUCCCAGGACUCGGUGGAGGUCCAGGCCAGACGGCUGCGCGGCGCAGGGGUGGAGGUCUUCGUCCUGGGGAUCAAAGAGGCAGACGCGGAGGAGAUGACGCUAAUGGCUUCCACCCCGCACAGCACCCACGUCUACUCCGUGCUCGACUUUGAGCAGAUCAAGAGGGUCCACAAAGCGCUCGUUACCCAAGUGUGCGCCGGCGUGGACGACCAGCUCAGCUCCCUCGUCAGCGGCGAGGAAGUGGUGGAACCGGCCAACAACCUUCAGGUGCUGGAGUUCGCCUCCAAGUCCAUGCGCCUGACGUGGGACCCGUCCUUCGGAGACGUGUCCGGGUACAAGAUCCAGGUGGUCCCCAUGAUGUCCGGGCCCAAGCGCCAGGAGCUGUACGUGAGCCACGCCCAGACCUCCCUACUGGUCCGCGACCUGGCCCCCGACACCGAGUACCAGAUCAGCUUGUUCGCCCUCAACGGCCUCACGCCCAGCGAGGCCGUCACCGUCAUGGGCAAGACCGAGUCCGUCCAGGUGUCCUUAGAGUGCUCCCUGGGCGUGGACGUGCAGGCGGACGUGGUCCUGUUGGUGGACGGCUCCUACAGCAUCGGCCUGGCCAACUUCGCCAAGGUGCGCGCCUUCCUGGAGGUGCUGGUGAAGAGCUUCGACAUCGGGCCGGGCAAGGUGCAGAUCAGCCUGGUGCAGUACAGCCGCGACCCGCACACCGAGUUCCACCUCAACACGCACCACGACCUGGACCGGGUGGUGGCCGCCGUGCGCAGCUUCCCCUACCGCGGCGGCUCCACCAACACGGGCCGCGCCAUGACCUACGUCCGGGAGAAGAUCUUCCUGCCGACCCGCGGCGCCAGGGCCAGCGUGCCGAGGAUCACCAUCCUCAUCACGGACGGGAAGUCCUCGGACGCCUUCAAGGAGCCGGCCACGCUGCUCCGGAGCGCCGACGUGGAGAUCUUCGCGGUGGGCGUGAAGGAGGCGGUGCGGUCGGAGCUGGUGGCCAUCGCCAACACGCCGGCCGACACGCACGUGUACACGGUGGACGACUUCGACGCCUUCCAGAGGAUCUCCAAGGAGCUCACGCAGGCCAUCUGCCUGCGCAUCGAGCAGGAGCUGCGCAACAUCCAGAAGAGAAAGCUGCUGCCCCCCCGGUCCCUGUCCUUCUCCGAGGUGGGCUCCAGGAGCUUCCGGGCCUCGUGGGCCACGGACACGCCCAGCGUCCAGUCCUACCUGGUCCAGUUCCGGCCCGCCGACGACACCGACGGCCACUUCGUGUCGGUGUCCGUCCCGGGGGACACCCUGACCAGCCUGCUCCCACACCUCAGCCCCGCCACCCGCUACGAGGUCCACGUCCUGGCGCAGUACGACCAGGGCGACAGCUUCCCCGUGUCGGAGUACGAGACCACACUGGAAGAACAAGGACCGGUCCGCGGGCUGCGGGUCUCCGAGGAGACGAUGGACAGCUUCCGGGUGUCAUGGUUACCGGCGCCGGGCGCGGUGCUCCGCUACCGGCUGUCCUACGAGCCGACGCGGGGGGACAACGCCCGCCUGGAGACCACCGUACCCAGGGGGGGCGAGACCACCAGCGUGCUGCAGCGCCUUCUGCCACGGACCACCUACCGCGUGACGGUGACCCCCGAGUACGCUGCCGGGGACGGGCCGGAGGGGCAGACCCAGGGGACCACCAAGGAGGCCAGAGGCCCCCCCCGGGACCUGCGGGUGUCCGACGAGACGGCGACCACCAUGAGGCUGGGCUGGGCCCCGGCGCCGGGGAGCGUGGCCCAGUACCGGGUGUCCUUCCGGCCGCUGGCGGGGGGCCCCCGCAAGGAGGUGUCGGUGAAGGGCGAGAACACGGGCCUGGUCCUCAAGAACCUGCAGCCCGGGACGCAGUACGAGCUGUCGGUCCGUGCCCGCUACCGCGCGGGCCUGGGAGACCCCCUGGAGGGCAGCGGGACCACCCUGCCAGAGCUGACUCCCCCCCGGGACCUGGUCACCGACGACGUGACCCCCACCAGCUUCUCCGCCUCCUGGACCCCCUCCCCGGGUCCGGUCCAGGAGUACCGCGUGCUCUGGAAGUCCCUGGUGUCCCAGGAGGCCGGAGAGAAGACGGUCCCCGGGGACCAGAGCCGGAUCCCCCUGGAGGAGCUGACCCCCGAGACCCUGUACCAGGUGUCGGUGGUGGCGGUGUACCCCCACGGCCAGAGCCCCGCCCUCCUGGGACAGGAGACCACCGACGCCUCGGCGGCGGGCAAGGCGCUGGUGGUGACGGAGGAGACAGAGAGCACCAUGCGCGUGACGUGGACCCCCGCCCCGGGGAAGGUGUCCCACUACCGGCUGAGGCACGUCUCCCAGGGGCCGGGGGGCCGCGAGGUGGCCCUGAAGAUCCCGGGGUCGCUGAGCUCCACGGUGAUGAAGAGGCUCCAGCCCAUGACCACCUACGACAUCAAGGUCCACCCCAUGUACCGCCACGGGGAAGGAAAAGCAAGGCAAGGAGUAGGAACAACACUCUCCCCCUACAAGGCCCCCAGGAACCUGCAGACCUCGGAGCCGACCAAGACCAGCUUCAGGGUCUCCUGGGACCACGCCCCCGGGGACGUCAAGGGCUACAAGGUGACCUUCCACCCCAUCGGCGACCAGGUGGACCUGGGCGUGAUGCUGGUCGGUCCCCAUGACAACACCAUCGUGCUGGAGGAGCUGAGGGCGGGGACCAAGUACUCUGUGGCCGUCUCGGGGGUCUUCGAUAACGGAGUGAGUCUGCCUCUCGCAGGAGAGGAGAAGACCACCCUGGUGGAAGACUCCGAGACACCUUCUCUCCCCCCGGCUAUCUCUGAGGCGGUGUGUAAGACCACGGCCAGGGCGGACAUCAUCCUGCUGGUGGACGGGUCCUGGAGCAUUGGCCGGCUCAACUUCAAGACCAUCCGCGCCUUCAUCAGCCGCAUGGUGGGCGUGUUCGACAUCGGGCCCGAGAGGGUCCAGAUCGGUGUGGCUCAGUACAGUGGAGACCCCAAGACGAUGUGGCACCUCAACGAGCACCUCACCCGCGACAGCCUCAUGAAGGCCGUGGCCGGCCUGCCCUACAAGGGAGGGAACACUAUGACCGGCAUGGCGCUGAACUUCAUCCUGAAGAACAACUUCCAGGUCAACAAUGGGAUGCGUCCGGAGGCGCGCAAGAUCGGCGUGCUCAUCACGGACGGAAAGUCCCAGGACGAGAUCAUCUUCAGCUCCAAGGAGCUCCGCGACCAGGGCAUCGAGCUCUACGCCGUCGGCGUGAAGAACGCGGACGUGAACGAGCUGCGGUCCAUCGCCUCCGAGCCGGAGGUCAUCCACAUGUACAACGUCAAGGACUUCUCCUUCCUGCUGGACAUCGUGGACGACCUGUCGAACAACAUCUGCAACAGCGUCAAGGGUCCAGCGGUGGAUCUGGGCCCGCCCAGCGACCUGGUGACCUCCGAGGCCACCCACUACUCGUUCCGGGCCAGCUGGACCGCGCCCGAGGGCGAGGUGGACGCGUACCGCGUGUUGUACCAGCCCACCGCUGGGGGGCCCUCUCUGGAGGUGACGGUGGACCAGACAUCCACCGUGCUGGUCGGGCUGACCCCGCUGACGGAGUACAGCGUGAGCGUGUACGCCGUGCGCAGCGAGGUCAACAGCGAGCCGCUGACGGGAACCGAGACAACCCUGCCGCUGUCGGCCGUGAGGACCAUGGACGUGCUGGACGAGACCACCAGCACCAUGAGGGUCCGCUGGGAGCAGGCGGCCGGGGCCAGCGGCUACAGGCUGCUGUACCGGGCGCUCAACGCCUCGCAGCCCUCCCAGGAGCUGGAGCUCCGGGUUGGGGGGGAUGUGACCAACGUCCUUCUUGAGGAGCUGUUCUCCAACACGGCAUACUCCAUCUCCAUCUUCGCUCUGCACGGCGGCGCCACCAGCCCCCCCCUGGACGGCGUGGGGGUCACCCGGCCCGAGCUGCCGGCCGGUGUGCUCCGGAUCUCCGACGUCACCCACAGCGCCAUGAAGCUCCAGUGGGACGCUGCGCCCGGGAACGUCCGCAAGUACAUCCUCACCUACAAGCCCGACGAGGGCGACGCCAAGGAGAUGGAGGUCAACGGUGACAUCACCUCCCUCGACCUGGGCAGCCUGAUAUCCCAGAGCGAGUACGACGUGGCGGUGACCCCCGUGUACGACCAAGGCCCCGGGACCCCCAUGCUGGGACAGGCCAUCACAGAUGUGGUCCCGGCCCCCAAGGACCUGAGGACCUCAGAGGUGACCCAGACCUCCUUCAGGGUGACCUGGGCUGUAGGGGCCCCGGACGUGGCCAUGUACCGGCUCGGCUGGGCCAAGAAGGGGAACUCCAACUUCGAACACGCCAUCCUGAGCAAUGAGGACACCACUCAUGUCCUGGAGGGUUUGGACAUCGACACAGAUUACGACGUCACCGUCACCGCCAUCUACCCCGACGAAUCAGAGAGCGAGGACCUGAUUGGCCACGAGCGCACCUUGCUGAAGGCGCCAGCUGUGUCCACCGGCCCGCCCACCGACCUGGUGGUCAUCAACGCCACCACCACCUCCCUGACCCCCAAGUGGGGGCAUGCCCCAGGGCCCGUUCAGAACUACAAGAUCACCUACCAGCCCAGCGCCGGGGGCAAGACCCUCACCACCCAGGUGGGAGGCAAGAAGACGUCGACGGUGCUCCAGAAGCUGAGCCCCGACACACCCUACACCAUCACUGUGGCCGCGGUGUAUGCCAACGGAGACAGCAAAGACAUCUCCGGCCAGGGGAAGACCGAACCUCUGGGCGGUGUGAGCAACCUCCAGGUCCUGAACCCCACCAUGUCCACCCUGAACGUACGCUGGGAGCCAGCCAACGGAAAGGUCAAGGAGUACAAGGUUCUGUACACCCCUGCUGCCGGAGGAGCGGAGCGCGUGGAAAAGGUCUCCAGUUCAGCCACCACCACGGUUCUGAAGGGCCUGCAGCCUGACACCAUCUACACCGUCACCCUGGUACCGGUCUACGCCGAAGGAGACGGCAAGAGGAUGUCCGAUGACGGGAAAACAAAACCUCUGGGCGGGGGGAGGAACCUGCAGGUCCUGAACCCCUCCAUGACCACGCUGGAGGUGCGCUGGGAGCCGGCAGAGGGGAGGGUCACGGAGUACAAGGUGGUCUACGCCCCGGCGGCGGGAGGCCCCAAAAGCACGGACAAAGUUACGGCAAAGUCCACCACCACCGUGCUGAAAGGCCUGACCCCCGACACCCUGUACAGCGUGACCCUGGUCCCGGUCUACAGCGAGGGCGACGGGAACGGCAUGUCAGAGACCGGGAAAACGAAACCUCUGGGCGGUGUGAAGAACCUCGUGGUGGUGAACCCCACCAUGUCCACCCUGAACGUGCGCUGGGAGCUGGCCGAGGGAAAGGUCAAGGAGUACAAGGUUCUGUACACCCCUGCCGCCGGAGGAGCUGAGAGCAUGGAACAGGUCUCCGGGACGGCCACCAGCACCGUGCUGAGGAGCCUCCAGCCGGACACCGUCUACACCGUCACGCUGGUGCCCGUGUACGCGGCCGGAGACGGAGCCAGGAUGAAGGAGAACGGCAAGACAAGACCCCUGGGUGGCGUGAGGAACCUCAGGGUCACUGACCCCACCAUGACCUCUCUGAAGGUGAACUGGGAGCCCGCCGACGGGGCGGUCCGCCAGUACAAGAUCUUCUUCAUCCCAGUGGACGGAGGGACGGAGGACAUGGAAGUGGUCCCGGUGGGCACCACCUCCAUCGUGCUGAGGAACCUGAAGCCGGAGACGCAGUACGCUGUGUCGGUGCAGCCGGUGUACCCCGCCCGCGAGGGUCGGCGGCAGACCGAGAACGGGAUGACCUUGCCCUUGGCCGGUCUGAGCGACCUGCAGGUGAAGCACCCCUCCAUCACCACCCUGACGGCGGAGUGGACGGCGGCCGACGGGAACGUCCAGGGGUACAAGGUCACCUACGUCCCCAGCAACGGGGGGCUGGAGAUCACGCAAGAGGUGUCGGAGAGCACCACCAAGAUGCUGCUGGACAAGCUGCUCCCGGACACCCAGUACACCGUCACCGUGGUGCCCGUCUACGCCGAGGGCGACGGACCCAGCCUCACCGACAACGGCAAGACCAAGCCGCUGGGCUUCGCCCGUAACCUGCAGGUCACCGACCCCACCACCAGCACCCUGAACGUGCGCUGGGACGCGGCCGAGGGCAACGUGCGCGAGUACAUCGUCAUCUGGGUGCCCGCCGUGGGCGGGGGCGAACAGGAAGUGGACCAGGUCUCUGGGACCACCACCUCCAUGGUCCUGAAGAGCCUGGAGCCGGACACCGAGUACACGGUCACUGUGGUCCCCGUCUACCACGAGAUGGAGGGCAAGUCCCAGUCCAAGAACGGCAGGACCACUCCAAAGGGUGGGGUUAAGAACCUGAAGGUGGUGGACCCCACCCUCAGCACCCUGACGGCCCGCUGGGAGCCGGCCCCUGGGAACGUGAGGAACUACAAGGUCUUCUACAGCGUCAGUCCCGGCGGAGAGCCCAAACUGGAGACGGUCUCCGGGGGAACCAGCAGCGUGGUCCUGAGGGGCCUCAGCUCGGACACGCUCUACGACGUGGCGGUGGUCCCCGUGUACCCCGACGUGGACGGAGUGCGGCAGGCAGAGACGGGGAAGACCAAGCCCCUGAGCGGAGUGAAGAACCUGCAGGUGACGGACCCCACGGUCAGCUCUCUGAGGGUCCGCUGGGAGCCCGCCGAGGGCGACGUCCGGCAGUACAACGUCAUCUACGCCCCGACGGCCGGGGGUCCCGACGCCAUGACCCAGGUGUCCGGUAUGUCCACCAACACGGUACUGAGGGGCCUGACGCCGGAGACGGAGUACACGGUGUCCGUGGUGCCCGUCUACGCCGACCUGGAGGGGAAACGCCAGUCGGAGAACGGGAAGACAAAACCGCUGGGAGGGGUGAAGGACCUGACGGUCACCGACCCCACCACCAGCUCGCUGAGGGUGCGCUGGGAGCCGGCCGAGGGGAACGUCCGCCACUACCGCCUCUUCUACGUCCCCGAUGUGGGCGGAGCCGAGGACAUGGAGCAGGUGUCGGGCGGCACCACCAACGUGGUCCUGAGGAACCUGCUGUCGGACAUGCCCUACACGGUCACCGUGGUGCCGGUGUACCCUGAGGGGGAGGGGCUCCGGCAGGCGGAGAAGGGGAAGACGCUGCCGCGGACGGCCCCCAGGAACCUGCAGCUGUACCACCCCACCCCCAGCAGCCUGAACGCCCGCUGGGAGCCCGCCAGCGGCCAGGUGCAGCAGUACCGCGUCACCUACACCCCCCUGGACGGAUCCAAGCCCGCCGCCUCGCUGUUGACCCCGGGGGGGACCCCCACCGCCCUGCUGGACGGCCUGCUGGCGGACACCCCCUACAGCGUGGAGGUGGUGCCGCUGUACGCAGACGGAGUCGGCCCCGGCAUCACGGCCGACGGGAAGACACUGCCCCGCGCGGGCCCCAGGAACAUGCGCGUGUUCGACGCCACCACCAACACCCUGACCAUCGGCUGGGACCACGCCGAGGGCCCCGUCAGCCAGUACAAGAUCUCCUACGCCCCCCUGACCGGAGACCCCAUCACCGAGCUCGCCUCCGUCCCCGGCUACAGGAACAACGCGCUGCUGCAGAACCUGUUCCCGGACACGCCCUACAACAUCACGGUGGAGGCCGUCUACAACGAGGGGCCGGGGGGGUCACUCAACGGGAACGGACGCACAGUGGGUCUGGUGGAGCCCAGGAACCUGCGAGUGUCUGACGAGUGGUACACCCGCUUCCGCGUGGCCUGGGACCCCGUGGCCACCACCGUGCUGGGGUACAAGCUGGUCUACGCCCCCACAGGUCGGCCCCAGGACUCCAGGGAGGUGUUCGUGGGGGACGUCACGUCCUACUCUCCCCACAACCUGCAGACGGGGACCACCUACGACGUGAAGGUGUUCGCCCAGUACGGCGGGGGCGUCAGCCGGGCGCUGGAGGGGCAGGGCACCACGCUGUACCUGAACGUGACGGGCCUGGAGACGGAGUUCAUCGGACACGACAAAUACUGCAUCAAGUGGACGGCCCACCGCGCCGCCACCAACUACCGCGUCAUGGUGGCGCCCGUCGACUCGUUCAACCAGGGGAAGCAGGAGAUCACCUUCCCCGCCGGGCAGCCCCGCUACUGCUUCGAGGGUCUCUCCCAGGACGCGCUCUACACCGCCACCGUGUUCGUGCAGACCCCCAACCUGGAGGGGCCCGGCGUCAGCGGCAAGGAGAGGACACUGUUGAGACCGACCCCGGUGCCUACACAACCCCCCACGCCCCCCCCUCCACCGACCAUACCCCCGGCAUGGGCAGUGUGCAAAGGAGCCAAGGCCGACGUGGUGUUCCUGAUCGACGGCUCCUGGAGCAUCGGCGAGGACAGCUUCAGGAAGGUCAUCGGAUUCGUCUCCAACCUGACCGGCGCCUUCGACGUCAUCGGACCGUCCGGGAUUCAGGUGUCCUUCGUGCAGUACAGCGACAGCGCCAAGACCGAGUUCAGGCUCAACGCCUACCAGGACAAGGGCACCGUGCUGUCGGCCUAUCAGCUGCUCCCAUACCGAGGAGGGAACACCAAAACAGGUGUGGCCCUGUCGCACACCUACGAGAAGGCCUUCAGCGUGGCCAACGGCAUGAGGAGGAACGUCCCGAAGAUCGUGGUGACGGUGACGGACGGCCGCUCGCAGGACGAGGUGAAGAAGAGCGCGCAGCAGCUGCAGCACGCGGGCUACACGGUGUUCGUGGUGGGCGUGGCCGACGUGGACUUCAGCGAGCUUCAGAGCAUUGGCAGUAAGCCCAGCGAGAGGCACAUCUUCGUGGUGGACGGCUUCGACGACUUCGAGAACAUCAGGGAGAACCUCGUCACCUUCAUCUGCGAGACCGCCACCUCAUCGUGUCCCUUAAUCUUCCUGAAUGGAUUCACCUCACCCGGCUUCCGGAUGCUGGAGGCCUUCAACCUGACGGAGAAGACCUACAGCUCCAUCAGGGGGGUGUCCAUGGAGCCCGGCUCCUUCAACAGCUACACCGCCUACCGCCUCCACAAGAACGCCUUCCUGAGCCAGCCGUCCACGGAGAUCCACCCGGACGGACUUCCCCACUCCUACACCAUCCUGCUAACGUUCCGCCUGCUCCCCGACUCCCCCACCGAGGCCUUCGACAUCUGGCAGGUGUCCAGCAAGGACCACAAGCCUGAGACCGGAGUCACCAUCGACCCCACCGCCCAAACCGUGUCGUUUUACAACAAGGACGAGAGAGGGGAGAUCCAGAGGGUCGUCUUCGACAGCGCCCCAAUCAAGUCAAUCUUCCACGGGAGUUUCCAUAAGCUCCACAUCCUGGUGUCGUCGGAGAGCGUCCAGCUGAACCUGGACUGCCAGGAGGUGGCGGUGAAGGAGGUGAAGGCGGCCGGGAACACGUCCAGCGACGGCUACCAGGUCCUGGGGAAGAUGUCCAAGUCCAUCGGCUCCAAGGGCCAGUCGGCUACCUUCCAGCUCCAGAUGUUUGACAUCGUUUGCACCUUGGGCUGGACCAGCAAAGACCGCUGCUGCGACCUUCCCUCCAGGAGGGAGGAGGCCAAGUGUCCCGCUCUGCCCAACGCCUGCACCUGCGCCUCGGACAGCUCCAGCACCGGGGAGCAGGGACCCAUCGGCCCGGUGGGUGCCCCGGGAUCCAAGGGUCUCCGAGGGGAGCGUGGAGAGACCGGAAUAGCUGGGCCUUUGGGCCACCCUGGGGUGAUGGGGCUCCCCGGACCCCUGGGUCUACCCGGGCCCCAGGGCCCCAGCGGCAUGUCCCUCCCAGGAGAAGCUGGCCGACCAGGGGCCGGGGCUCGGACACGGAGAGCCUCAGGGAUACCUCCUCCCCAGGACGCCGCUGCCCCUCGCUCCAGCUCAGCGACACCUGCGGAACCCAACGUCAACACGCAUCCACCCAUGGAAUCACCCAUGGGUGGACGGUUCUACUGUGAUGCAUACCUGCUAUCAUCUACCUGUUGUGUGUAG